AUGGCGAAAGUACUAAAAUUGCUGUCACUAUAUUCUCUUGCUAACUUAAUACUUGUAAUAACCAAUGCUCUUCUUGCCAACUCCAAUGGUUUCACAUUACAACUAAUCCAUCCACACUCCCCAAAAUCUCCGUUUUUCCAGAGUUUCAAUCUUUCCUCCGAAGAAAGAAUCAAAAAUUGCGUAUCCCAAUCCAACACAUGCUUUAACAACUACCUCGCAAAAACAUCAUCAUCAAUCAUGAGAACCAAAAUCGAUGUUCAAAAGUUUCAUUACAUAGUCAAAAUCGGGAUCGGAACAUUCAAAUCGAAACCACCAUACAAAGAGUACUACCUAGAAAUGGACACAGGGAGCAGCCUAGUAUGGAUCCAAUGUGAAGGCUGCACAAAAUGCUUUAAGCAAACACCAAGUCCAUUUCCCAAACAAAACUCCUCUUCUUUUCACCCCCUUCUCGUAAAUAAUGUGCCAAAACAGUACGAAUACGAAUACGCAGAUGGAGCCAGCACUCACGGGAUCAUCGCCAAAGAAACAUUCUAUUUCAAAUCAAACAAUGGCAAAUCGGAAAAAAUCGAAAACUUAAGAUUCGGGUGUGGUUUGCUCAAUGUCAUUCAAUACGAUAAUUGUAGAAACAACAAGGUUGCUGGAAUAUUGGGACUUGGGACAGAGGAUUUAUCAUUUGCGAAACAAUUAAGCCCACGAAUCAAAGGCAGAUUUUCAUACUGUUUGCCACUUCUGUCAACUAAAACACCACACACAUAUCUAAGAUUUGGCGAUGAUAUAACUUAUCCAAAGAACUACAAAAGUACACCAUUGCACACGAGAAACGGAAGCAGCACUUACUAUCUUGAACUACAGGGCAUUAGCAUCAACAGAAACAGGCUUAAAAUCAACCCAAAAGUGUUUGACUUCAAGAACAACAACGGCACAUUGGGCGGCUGCAUAAUCGAUUCCGGCACACCGUAUUCAAGAAUCAUUGCACCUGCUUUCGACGUACUGAUAUUUGAGCUCGAAAAGUACUUUAUGAAAUUUAAAGAUUUGAAGAAAAUGAGCGGCGAUUUAGGGCUGGAAUUGUGCUACCAGAGGAUGAAUAAUCCAGAAGGGUUUAAUAAGCUGCCUUCUGUUACUUUCCAUUUUCGAGGGUCACAAUCAGGGUUUGUUAUGAAGGCGGAGGCGGUGUUUGAGGUUGUGGAGCGGUUUCGCCCUUUGAGGUUUCGUGAGUACUUUUGUUUGGCGAUGGUUCGGAGUGAUACGAUGUCCAUUGUCGGGUCGCAUCAGCAAACGAAUCAGAGGAUAAUCCAUGAUGUCAAGAAUAAAAGGUUGGUUUUCUAUCCAGAAGAUUGCUCUAAGAAUUCUUGA
This is a messenger RNA of Erythranthe guttata (spotted monkey flower), 1353 nucleotides long. NCBI's taxonomy places the organism in Eukaryota, Viridiplantae, Streptophyta, Magnoliopsida, Lamiales, Phrymaceae. The record is from RefSeq and is a predicted model, not a curated record.